CAGUCAGGUGUGCCUGCCUUGCUCGGGGCCAUGCACCAGAUAUGAGAAGGCGUGGAACGCCUAUAAAGGGAGACAACUAUGUCAACUCGUGUUCAGACCUGACGCAGCUGCUUUUCCCUCCACAGCAACAAGAUGGCGUUUUCCACUGGCACUCUUGCACAGGGCUGUUUUGGGAAGGUGUACAAGGAGAAGCAUGGGGACACCUGGGCUGCUAUAAAGAAGGUCCCCCAGCAGCUCAUCAGUAGGAAGGACCUGGAGAGAGAGUGCGAAGUGUACAACAAGGCAAAUCAUCCCAACAUAGUGAAGCUUCUGGGAAACAUAACUGUCAAAGACGGGAAAUGGAUUAUUCCUCUAGAGUUUAUCUUUGGAGAGGACUUAGAGACCACCAUCUUCAAAGCAUCAAAGUCUAAAAUACAGCUGACUCCAUCUAAUAAAGGAACUAUCAUUAUCGGCAUGUGUGAGGGGCUGCUUCACCUCCACUCUAAAGAUAUUGUCCAUCAAGACCUCAAGCCUGAAAACAUCAUGGUCGAACAUAACACCAACAGAGCGGUAAUCAUCGACCUGGGACUGGCCAAGUUCUUCCGGCAUGGUCUCAACUCUGCCAUGGACAUGGGGAACCAGGCUUACUCAGCCCCUGAGGUGCUGCAGGGGUGCAACCAGCGGGACCAGCGCUCAGACGUGUGGGCCAUGGGUAAGAUCAUUGCUGAGCUCUGUGCCCGGAUUCGGCUCUACACACCCAGCGUCCGUCCCGCCAAGAUCAAGGAGACCCUGCACGAUCAGCCAUACUGCAGCACUGUGUGUAGGAUGGUGGAGCCUAACCCUUCUCUGAGGGCCUCCAUGGCGGGGGUCAUUAGUGACAUACGAAGGGCCGGAGGUGCAGGCAUUGUCACCAAUACACCCUUUCAAAGAAAGCCACCUUCAACCCAGGUUAAUGCAAGAAAACAGUCUCCGUCACCAAUGAAAAAGGCUCCAUCACCAUUCAACAGGGCUCCAUCACCAUUCAACAGGGAUCCAUCACCAUUAAAAAGGGAUCCAUCACCAUUCAAAAGGGAUCCAUUACCAUUCAAAAGGGAUGCAUCACCAUUAAACAGGGAUCCAUCACCAUUCAAAAGGGAUCCAUCACCAUUUAACAGGGCUCCUUUGCCAUUUAACAGAGAUCCAUCACCGCUAAAACAGGAGCACCCAUCCAAACCAGACUUCAAAGCAUUGCAUCAAGACAAGAACAAAAACCAGGCUCUGGUCCCCAUGCGUGGAGCCGACCUCACGCAGGACUUCAUGAAAAUGAGGCUGCUCCAAGAGGCUGCCAAGGAUCUGCCCUGCAACCUGCCCACAACAGGGAGGGUGCUGGUGCGACGCUUUGAGGAGAAAAAUGGAGAGGUGGAAACAUGGGAGCAGAAGGAGGUGGUGACACAUAACGGGAAGAUAGUCAAGUUUGACGAUGUCAAGUUUAAUAACAAAUAAGAAUAAGAGUUUAAGUUAUAUUUUGUCCUAUCUCCUCAAAAACUGAUUGCAUGUGUUGGUUGAAUGGUUUGUUUGGGAUCACCCUACAUUUGGUAUCUUCUUGGUAGAACAUUUAAGAAUACAUUUCCACUGAGUAAAGAGUAAACUGAGAUAAGGCUAUCAAAGGCACCUGUUUCUGGCACAGAUAAAAUAGACUUAAAACCUGUUACAAACUUAGAAAUACAUUAUGGCAGUUUGAAGCUAUAAUAAGAAGACAAUCUUGAAAUGGUUGGUUGGUUGUGCCUGAACAUGAUAUUCAGCCAUGGUAGGAAUUUUAUUGAUAUAUCAGAACGAGAUAUCUGCAGGCAUCAACAACCUUUUGUGAAUUCAGAUUCUUUCAGCAUCUGAUUAUAUAAGACUGUGAACAUGGCUCAUACAUUAUAUGUUAUUUAUGUAUAUAAAUAAAUUCUUAAAUGGCUAUUGCAAUUGCAGAGUUAGAUUUUGUAUUUGGUUUAUAACACUUUUUCUACUGGUUGUCAUUGCUUUAGCUGCUUUUAUAUUUAGAAAAUCUGAGCAGCUAAUGAAAAGAAGCAAACGCUCAGAAUGCGGUCAACCUGAGCCACUAGGAUGCAGUUAACCAUUUAUAACAUAAUACUGGUUUCCAUUAACUCCAGUAUUGGUGACCUUUAUGGCUGGAAUUAAGAGUAACAUGCUUUGUUUAUGUAUGGAUAGAUUAUGACAAAAUAGGCCCCCUCCUAUUUAGGUCCCCCAGAUUGGUUGUUUUGUGUCCUUGUGUGGAUGUUUUACCUCUCUUUGUGGUCUUUUUGUGUUUUUCUUGAGCUUUGAGAUUUUCAAACAAGAAAUAGUAACAGUCACU
Messenger RNA from Xiphias gladius (swordfish), 2317 nucleotides. RefSeq names its product CBL-interacting serine/threonine-protein kinase 24. Gene Ontology annotation, molecular function: protein serine/threonine kinase activity; ATP binding. Lineage: Eukaryota; Metazoa; Chordata; Actinopteri; Istiophoriformes; Xiphiidae. Gene Ontology annotation, biological process: autophagy; protein autophosphorylation; peptidyl-serine phosphorylation. The transcript has 5 exons. The coding region runs from base 133 to 1461 and encodes 442 amino acids. The record is from RefSeq and is a predicted model, not a curated record. Gene Ontology annotation, cellular component: cytoplasm; autophagosome.